AUGAUCGGACGAGGAUUGUGCAAGCCGAGAUUUGGAAAACGCGCAAACAGGCUGGGGUUUCUGCCCUAUCUGUGCGCCGUCCUGCUGUGCGCGGCCCUGCUCGCUCUGCUCUUUGUGGACCUCAUCGAGUCAUGGAUCACCUCCAUGGGCUUGAGCGCGGCGAUGGAGCCGCACGCCGGCAUCAUCCCCCCGCAGAGCGUUUCCCCCACCCGUCCCGAGGAGUUCCUGCUCAUGCCCAGUCCGCUGGUCUGCCAGCGGGCCAAGCCUUACCUCAUAGCCAUGGUUACCUCAGCACCUGCCAAUCAGGCGGCGCGCCAAGCCAUCAGGGACACGUGGGGAGGGGAGGUGCAGGUGAGAGGCCUGAGGGUCAUGACCCUGUUUGUGGUGGGCGUCGCAUCUGACCCUGGACUGGGUAAGCUGCUGAUAGAGGAGGCUCGGGAGAGAGGAGACCUGAUUCAGGGGCGGUUUUUGGACUCCUACUCCAACCUCACUCUGAAGACCCUGUCCAUGCUCAGCUGGGCGCGCAGGUUCUGCCCUCAGGCCCACUUCAUGGCCAAAGUGGACGACGACGUCCUCUUCAAUCCCAACGCCCUUUUGCACUUCCUGAACAAAAGCCGCAACCCCUACGAACAAGGGGACCUGUACCUCGGCCGGGUGCAUCUCCACGUGGCUCCCGACCGCGACCCGGCCAGCAAGCACUACCUCCCCGCGGGGGCCUACCCCCCGUCCGUCUUCCCGGACUAUUGCAGUGGUACGGCCUACGUCCUGUCUCGCUCCGCAUUGCUCAAAAUCUCCCUGGCGGCGUCCGCGUCGCCGCUGUCCACACCUCUGCCCCCCGAGGAUGUUUUCGUGGGCCUCUGUGCCCGCACGGCAGGGGUGCUGCCCUCACACUGCCCGCUCUUCUCCGGCGGGCCGGCGGUGCCCUACGGACGCUGCUGCUACCAGGCCAUGGUGUCCGUCCACCACGUCUCCCCCCGGGAGAUGCUGCACUACUGGGCCGACGUCCACUCGUCGCCCCCCUGCUCCUGGUUGAGUCAGCGGGCCUCUCUGGGGGUGUGCAAAGUCAGAGCGAUGCUGGGCUCCGCUCUGGGGCUGGAGCAGGGCUUGUGA
Messenger RNA from Menidia menidia (Atlantic silverside), 1110 nucleotides. NCBI's taxonomy places the organism in Eukaryota, Metazoa, Chordata, Actinopteri, Atheriniformes, Atherinopsidae. The record is from the annotation of a GenBank genome assembly.